Molecule: messenger RNA, 5868 nt
Organism: Hypoxylon fragiforme
Lineage: Eukaryota; Fungi; Ascomycota; Sordariomycetes; Xylariales; Hypoxylaceae
Exons: 1
Coding region: 209-5134 (1641 amino acids)
Biological process (GO): regulation of small GTPase mediated signal transduction; positive regulation of GTPase activity; negative regulation of TOR signaling
Cellular component (GO): cytoplasm; nucleus; TSC1-TSC2 complex
Molecular function (GO): GTPase activator activity
Source: RefSeq, a predicted model, not a curated record
UAAGUACACAUCUUUUGAUUGCUCUGCUUACAAUUUUACCACACCUGUAGUAUGUCAUCUUCCCUUAUCGCUAUUAUUUUUUCACGAUUUCACGAUUUCUUGCUUUUGGAAUCUCGUAUUGCAUUUAUCUCAGCAGAAUCCCAUAAUAUAAAGACUAUGGAUAAGACAUAUUCUGCAAGCUAGCAGAUAUGACUCGGCAGCAGCUAAUAUGCUUCGUCGCAUAGUUAUCCUGGGCCGGAAGGCCGGUGAAGAACGGCAGACGGAAGCUAUGUCGCCAUCACCAGGAGAUGAUGCCCCGUCGCCCCAGGAUUCUAAGAACAUUGGCGGCCUGGCGAGCGUCUUUAAGGGCCUCGCCGGUGCCGCCAAGUUAACCAAAUCCCCUCCCGCUCCCGCUCAACCGUCCGGUGCCCCUAUCAAUGCGCAAAUUGCCGAACGUCUAAACGCUACACCGACCAUCCUCCGCGGUUUACCACCACAGCAUACCGAAUCUUUCGACUUACUUAAGAAUGGGUCUAUGAACGAACGAGUUGCCGCGGCUAGUACGUUGCGUAUUGCUGUUGCAGACUAUCCUCUCAAUCCCGUCUUGGACAUCUGGUACGCAGCCAAAGACUUGGUAGACCCUACCAAUUCCAGGAUUACUCGACAUGCCGGCUGGGAGCUCCUAAGAGAAUGCGUGAAACAUGCUUCUUCCACAGACCUCGAACGCAACGAGUACUUCCAAACUAUAUCCGCCGAUGCCAACCCGGACGAUUUCCACUUGCAACUAGCCGCUCUAGUUGAUUUAACGAACCACGGCCGCAAUCUGUCUGGAUUUGAUUACGAUGUUUUCCCGCUUUUAUCAAAGUGGCUUGUGGAAGCUUUUGAGGCAGUGCGAUCGGCAAGAGGUGCUGCGAAAAAGCAAGGUUCGCGGCUGAAGGGAAAGGCGUUGGCUACUGGUGAAGACAGAAACUUCUCUGAUCUGUUCGGCUUCACAAAUGACGUGAUCAAGUUUAAUUUUAACGUUGCCGAUGACGAAGCUGCCGAAGUUCUAAUCGAGAGACUGUUGCAAAUUUGCAUGAACACCAGCGUGGAGGACGACCUACAGGCUUGCAUUGGCGUUAUGGAUGCUAUUGUGACCUUUGGGGCAAUCCCUGCGGACAAGUUAAAGAGCUGUGUUCAUGUUCUAUGCUCUAUACACUGUCUCGUUCCCAGUCUCCAGAGAGACGCAUGGCAUACAAUUGGCAUUUUAUGCCGAUCCCAUAACGGACAUACUACUGUAAGGCUACUUCUUGAUGUUCUGACAAGCCUUCCAGCGAAUGCAGACAAGAAAAAGGAGAUCGUUCGAGAAGUAAGGGGCGCUCUAUCAGUUCUUAACAAACUUGUGUCGAAGAGCUCCGAAAAGGGGUACCCCGCAGUUCCUUAUGCUCUUUUGGUCGAUGGCUUGUCUACCGUAGUCAAGGCUACAUCUGCUUGGAAAAUACAUCUCGAUAUAUUACGAUUGACGAAUUCCCUAUUCUGCGAUAUCCAAGGAAAUAUUAAUAACAUGUUGAUUGAUGAAGACUGGACACCAAUAUUUGACGUUGCGGCUGUUUGUUCCGAGGCUGUUAUCACGACCCUCUCAAAAGCUGAGAUUUCUAUCCAAUCACUCCUAGACCCAGAAGAGACGGACUCCGCCGAGGGGAUGCUUGCCCGAGAGUUGACAAGGCUAAUACGUCGACUCGAAAGCAUACUACUAGAUGAACCCAUCAAUACCGCCCAGAAACCGGAGAGUAUCCUUCUAGAUACAUCUGACAUUAGUACUCAGAAGCCGGAAAGUUUGCUUCCGGAGCAACCUAAUACGCUUAUUCAAAGACAGGAUUGCAUUAUCUUUUUUACUAAGAUCCAUCACGCUCUUCCUGACUCAGCAGCCAUGCUAGUUCUUGAGCACUUCAAGAAAUUCCGGUGUUGUUCCCCGUCGGAUGUUUUGUGGGAAGCAAACUUGAGCCUAGUUUUGGAUGCGUUCCUAGCAGACAGAAAACGGUCGACCGAUGUUCGCAUACGUGCUCUGCAAGCUUUCACGGAGGUUUAUGACAUGAUCGAGCUUAUUAACGAUCAGUUCGAGCCCAAUUUCAUACCAGACUUGGUUGAGCGACUGUUAGCGAAUGUAGUAGGUGAGACAGAUAUCGGGUUGUUGCAAGAGGUUGUAUCGUUUGCUGCCACCGUUGCUAGCACGGCGAGUUUCGUUCUUUUUUGCUACAUUGUCGAUACGCUCAGGGGUAUCAUAGGGAAUGGCCGGUUACGUUCACCUAAUUCUUCGCAUUCUCGUGCUUCGGAGCCACCUCCGGCUUUUCAACGCCCUAAACCGAAUUUCAGCCAAACUCCGACCAACGUGGUUGUAAGAGGAUAUGUACAAAUGUUUCUGCGUGUUCUAAACUACGACGCCGAGAAAUCACUACGGUUAUUUUACAUUCUCGUAUCAAUAGCCGAGUCGCCUAAUAGCGAGACAGACGCCCGAGUUACCGCGAUGCAGUUGCUCUUUCGAUUAAGAGCCGAUUGGGCCAAUCGUAUUUUCGUCACUGCGCAUACCGAAACGGGUAAUCUGGCUGCCUCUCUAUACCGAACCGAAGAAUCAGUAGCGCGCAAGAUGGCGGAAGAGGCGUCGUAUCCUGGGAGAGUUUCGAGAAGUGAGACUACUGGAUCCGCCCGCUCAUCGCGCGGCGUCUCUCUUGGACAAGGUCAGGUGCUAGACCGAAGUCAUUCGCUAAGGGUAGCAAGCGGCGGUAGGCACAACGCAAGCGCGAGUCAACUACUGUGGGUGGCUUCUGAUGCGGACGCCUUACCUGAGGCUCCAUCUCAAGCUGCAAGCACUGUGCUCUACUGUGGCGCCUCCGAUGAUAGCAUCGAAGAAGAUGGUAUGGUGCAAGCUACAGUCCUACAGACCGGAAUCUGGCUUGAGACAAUUUUGAACCUACUACGGCAAGGCUGUGACUGGGAGGUCUACAGCUUCAUUCUGGUCCACUUACCUUCACAACUGAGCAACCACGCCAUUUUCAGAAAUGCUGUGCCACAAAUCCAAGACUUGAGACGAACAAUUUGCGAUCAAAUAAAAAUGAAUAACAUCCAGGAACCUCCCAGCACACACGGAUUGCGCAAAGCAGAUGUUGCGAUCUGCCUAUUCCAUAUUCUAACCAUGAUCCUCAGCUAUCAUCAAUACUUUCAAAAGGCAGAGGAGGACGAGAUUGUUCGGACGUUUGUGCAUGGUAUAGCAACGUGGGAGCGGAGUGCAAAGUGUUGCAUACAUGCACUUACGAUCUGCUGUCACGAACUCCCCUCCUCUACAAGCAAAGCUCUAGUUACAAUACUGCAAAGGAUGGCGCAAAUCAUCACCCAGCCAAACGUAGCUAUGCAUAUUCUAGAGUUUCUAGCUUGCUUAAGCAGACUACCUUCCUUGUACGCCAACUUCCGAGAGGACGAGUAUCGAAUUGUUUUCGGGAUUUCUUUCCGAUAUUUACAAUACGUCCGUGGAAGAAAACAAACGUAUAGGAUUAGUACCAUUAGCGAUUCUUCAGCGGCAGCAGCAGGCGAGAUCCAGUUCAACGCAAACGCAUUGGAUGAUCUACCUCAAUAUGUUUACACACUGGCGUACCACGUCAUCGUAUUCUGGUUUCUGGCUCUGAAGCUUCCUGAUCGUGCGAAUCAAGUUGGCUGGAUUGCGAAGAACAUGUUUACAGAUGUUGAUGGAUCUCAAGUCUCAGACGAGCAGGCACAUCUUACGAUGGACUUCAUGCAGAGAGUCACGUACGCUGAUGUGGAUGAAUCUGCGGCAGAUCCAUUAUUCACUGCUGAUAGAUUCGGGGAAAUACUUACCAAGAGAUGGUUGAUUGGGAAUAGCAUCGUGACAGUUGAGCAAGCGGUUACGACAGGCUGGGCUCAAAUAACGAAGAGACAGCCGUCUGGGACUUCUUCCUACACAAUCCGUGAGCUCUUUCGACCACCUGCAGCCCACCAGCGGCCCGCGAGUGAGAACGCAAGGGAUGGACAUGCUGCACCUCCAAAUAGUGUUCUACCAAAUCAUUUGCUGGUGCAGCUACUAUCCUCAAUGCCCCAAGGCAGCGAUCUUUCACGGCCCAUCCCCUUACCUGACGAUGAUGCUGUUGACAGGGCUAUCAGAAUGUUCGAUCACAAUUCGACGGUGGACGGCCACAAGGUGGGCGUGAUAUACAUUGGAGAGAACCAGACGAAGGAAUCUGAAAUUCUAGCCAAUGUCACUGGGAGCGGGGACUACGUGGAAUUUCUAAAUGGCCUCGGCACGUUGACCAAGCUCAAUGGUGCCACAUUCAACACCCAAGGUUUAGACCGGCAAUAUGACAGUGAUGGACAGUACACAUUCUGUUGGAGGGACCGGGUGACGGAACUCGUGUUCCACGUCACUACGCAAAUGCCAACGAACUUGGACCAUGACCCGCUGUGUACUUUGAAGAAGCGCCACAUUGGAAACGAUUUUGUCAAUGUCAUUUUUAAUGAUUCCGGCUUGCCUUUCAGAUUUGACACCUUCCCAUCCGAGUUCAAUUUCGUCAACAUUGUGAUUACUCCGGAAUCACGUGCUUCGUUCGUUGCUACUAGGCAGAGAACGCCGAAAGACGUGGAAGGAUCGUUCUAUAAAGUACGGCUCAUGAGUAAACCUGGCUUCCCCGAGAUUUCCCCCGCUUCCGAAACCAAGAUUGUGAGUCUGAAAGCCUUGCCCGACUUCAUCCGGCUUCUGGCACUUAAUGCAUCAGUGUUUUCGUUGGUGUGGGCUCAUCGGGAGGGUGGUGAGCAUGUGUCAGCUUGGCGCAAUCGAUUUAGGGAAAUCAAGAGGCUUCGUGAAAAGUACGGCCCAAAGGUGACGCCCCAUGGGCCGACGCCUUCGCCACCAGGAACUUCUCUAGGUCAUAAUGCCCCUAUUUUGACUAGUAGCGCUGCACAGUUGGAGGCAGCCAGGUCGGGUAACACGGUUCGGGAUAGCUUCAGCAGCCUCAGGCGAUCUUCUGUUGCCACUUUCUUCACCGCUUCGAGCGAACAGAAUUCUCACCGCUCAUCAAUGCUAUCUACUGCGACGACAGAUACCGAAGUCAUGACGGCUAACGGAUUAGAUGCGCUAGUAGAAAGCCUCGACUUCUCUAAAUGGUCGGCGUAAAAGGUGUUGCAUUACAUUACCUACCUAGGAAAACCAAUUUUUGGGUCUUUCUGGUUUCCUUUCUCAUCUUUUUUCCUUGGGAGGUCAUGCAUAUACGAUUGUUUACGAAAAAAAAGUUACGGUUUAGGAGGCUUCUUGAUGAGAACCAAAAAAAGCAUGGCGUCUGGGCUGGUUGGGAGGAUACCACUGAAAGUUGUUUGUUUAAAAGAUUUUGGCCCCCUUUACCUCCUUUACAAUCACUCGCCCUUCACUUCUGAAUGAACAUAUUACUGUCAAUAUCCGAACUGUAUCUAGAUGGUUUGGUUUACGGAGGGCAAGAAAAGAAAUACUUCCUCAUCCACAAACACCAACAGAAAAAAUAACUUAUCCUGUAAGUGGUAGUGGUGGUGAUGGUAAGUGGUGAGAUGUAUCUCUAGGUACGCAUAAAAAAAGGAAGGGGGGAAGGGGUGGUAGAAGGAGGUUUUCAAAAAAUGGAUUCCUACUUACCUAAGGUUAGGUACUUGUCUUACGGCGCCGCUCGUGUUACUUACUAUAAAGAGAUCCCCCGGCACGCUGCCGCUAAAUAUAUAUAUAUAUAUUCUUUUUUUGUUGGAUAUCAUUUUUCUUUUUUGGCACCCCGCCCCUUAAAAGGCCAUGUCGUCUUGUAUGUGUGUACCUACCUAGGGUAGAUAGGUAGGUAGGUAUUCUGUCUCCCCUCUUAAUAAAGAGAAAAUAUAUUAAAUUUUAUGUUUCAA